UCACAACAUCUUUGUCUCCAGUCGCAUCACCAGACAGAGACUUGGAGAAGAGGUGCCAUACUUGCUCGCUGCUGUGGUCUAUCACCCUGCCGUUCGUUCCUUUCCCCCCCACUACCUGUUACUUAGGGAAACUUUCUCCCCCCGUCUCUUGUGAAUACCAGGCAGGAGAACCAUCAUCUCGCAAGCGCUCUUUGCUCUUAUCGCCGCCGCCGCCGUCGCCGCCCUGCAGUACCCGAAGGUUCCACACCGCACACCACACACCACCGAGGAUGAAAGUCUAAGGGAGUGGCGCAUUAGCUGGCGAGAUUUUCACACAAGCUCCCUUCCACCCGUAUAUUUAUUAUAUACUACUUGUUCGAUUUCACACAAAUCCCCCCUCUCUUCAUCGUCCUGCACCCAGCCGUCAUGCCUGAUCACGCUGGCACGGCGGCCGCCGCGCCGCCGCAGAGCGAGUCCAAUCCCACCCCUCCCAAGGAGCUCUACCCCAUGGUCAAUUGGAAGUACGACCUUUUCCUCUGGGUCUUGGGCGUGCUGGUCGAUCUCUUCUUCCGCGAGGUCCAUCCUCGAGGCUCCUGGAAAGUCCCAAAGUCGGGGCCUGUUCUCUUCGUCGCCGCUCCUCACGCGAACCAGUUCGUCGAUGCUCUGAUCCUGCAACGCACCCUCCGCCACGAGGCUGGCCGACGAGUCUCCCUCCUCAUUGCGCAAAAGUCUGUACACGGUUUUAUCGGCUGGGGUUCGCGCCAGGUCGGCUCCGUCCCCGUCGGACGUGCCCAAGAUGCUGCCAAGCCUGGCACUGGCCUCAUCUAUCUGCCUGACCCCAUCAACGACCCUACACUGAUCCGCGGCGUCGGCACCAAGUUCGGUCAGGGAGAGGGCGAGGUCCACGGUAUGCUGUUCUUGCCCUCUGCCAAAAAGCAGACUGGCGCCAGCGUCGACAUCGCACAGAUCCUCGGCCCCGAGGAAAUCCGCAUCAAGCGCCCGUUCAAGGGCAAGCUUCCGUUGGAGCAGCUCACUGGACGCGACGACAUUGACGACAACGGCAACUUCAUCAACAAGGAAAUCAAGGGAUGCAAGCCUGGCUUUCAGGGAACCAAGUACAAACUCGCGCCCCACAUCGACCAGACCAAAGUGUACGAGGCCGUCUUUGACCGUCUGAGAUCCGGUGGCUGCGUCGGCAUCUUCCCUGAGGGCGGCAGCCAUGACCGCACCGAACUGCUGCCCCUGAAGGCCGGCGUUGCCAUCAUGGCUCUCGGCGCCCUCGCCGAAUCUCCAGACUGCGGUCUUAAGAUCGUGCCCGUUGGCAUGAACUACUUCCACGCCCACAAGUUCCGUAGCCGCGCCGUUGUCGAGUUCGGACCCCCCUUCGAUGUCCCCCCGCACUUGGUCGAAAUGUACAAGAAUAACCAGAGACGCGAGGCCAUUGGGCAGCUUCUCGACAGCGUCUACCAGGCACUGAGCGCCGUCACCGUUUCCACACCCGACUACGAUACCUUGAUGAUGCUCCAGGCUGCUCGCCGCCUCUACAAUCCUACCGGGAAGAAGCUGCCUCUCCCUGUCGUCAUCGAGCUGAAUCGCAGGCUGGCCAUGGGCUACGAGAAGUACAAGGAUGAUGCGCGCGUAGUCGGCGUCAUCAAGUCGGUCAAGCAGUACAACAAAGAGCUUCGCUACGUCAGCCUUCGCGACCAUCAGGUCCAGUACGCCAAGAUGUCAAUCCCCAAGGUCGUCUUCCUGCUGCUUUACCGAGUCACGAAGCUACUCGUCCUUUUGAUUGGCGUCCUGCCUGGCCUCAUCUUGUUUGCCCCCGUCUUUGCCGCAUCCAAGGCCAUCAGCGUUCGUAAGGCGAAGCAGGCAUUGGCCGGCUCGACGGUCAAGAUCCAGGGACGCGACGUCAUGGCAACCUGGAAGCUCUUGGUAGCCAUCUUCCUGGCGCCAACGCUGUACCACUUCUACUCGGCCAUUGUUACGUACAAGGUCUGGCAAGACCAUCUCUGGGGCCACAUCCCUGAAUGGGUGCCUUGGUGGUCGACGUAUCUGGUCAUGUGGCCGCUGAUGGUGGGCAUCACGUUCGCUGCUCUUCGCUUCGGCGAGGUUGGCAUGGACAUUUUCAAGUCCCUAAGGCCGCUGGUGCUCUGCCUGAACCCCGCCUCGAGCUACAACAUCCAGCAACUGCGAGCGAAACGGGCCGAUCUCAGCGCCCAGGUCACUGAUCUCAUCAACACCCUCGGUCCCGAGAUGUUCCCCGACUUUGAGAAGACUCGUCUGGUCGCAGACCCGUACAAGGCCGACGGCUACUCCCGACCCCGCACUCCGCCAACACGCAGGGACAGCGACGCAUCGAGCGCCUACGAGGCGGCGACGCCGCCGUCCAUCUCUCGGAGAACAACACACCAGUCGAGCCGCGGCCUGCCUCGCAACGAGUCGUACAGCAACAUUGGCGGUGUUGGCAUCUUCUCCACCCGGCCUCCUUCGCGCUCGAGGAGUAGGAGCAGCAGCAGCGGAGGCGGCCUGGGGUCUGGUGGGUUCCCCAUCAGCGGUUUCACGACGCUGGACUCUGCCGGAGGGUUUGACGAGGCAAGCAAGAAGAUCCGCGAGGCUAUGAAGCUGCGCCGGAGAAAGAGCGGCGACCACCGGAUGGAAUUGGGCGCCGACGACAGCGAGGACGAGGAGUACAACGAGGCGCGCAAGAAGAACACAUAAGGUAGCGUAACUAUCCAUCUCAGCCAGCUAUGAUGUGACAAGCUUGUGGCAAGCUUGGAGGAAAAGAGAGAAAGUGGCAGUCUUCCUGCAUGGGGAUGACGAGUGGCGCAUUGGUGAUUCCGAGUAGUACGAGUACGUAUAGACAGCGAUUAAUACACUCAACGUGGAUUCCUUUUCUG
Colletotrichum destructivum is the source of this 2876-nucleotide messenger RNA. RefSeq names its product Putative phospholipid/glycerol acyltransferase. Bases 406 to 2697 code for a protein of 763 amino acids. The transcript has 2 exons. The record is from RefSeq and is a predicted model, not a curated record. Gene Ontology annotation, biological process: phospholipid biosynthetic process. Gene Ontology annotation, molecular function: glycerol-3-phosphate O-acyltransferase activity; glycerone-phosphate O-acyltransferase activity. Lineage: Eukaryota; Fungi; Ascomycota; Sordariomycetes; Glomerellales; Glomerellaceae.